AUGACUGCCAUCUCGCCGACUCUCUCGCCACCCGUCUCGCGUGUCGCGAGCCUCUCCGCGCCCCAGGCGCAGAACCCGAUCUCGCUCCGGCUCUACAAAGUCCUCGGCGCGCACUUCGAUGACGACGCGACUCGCGAGGCGCUCGACACCCUUGCGGAGCUCUAUGCGCCUGCUCCUGCCUCCGCUGCUGCUUCCUCGUCUGGAGCGAUCGACGGACACCCACGCGGGGGGAAGGGGAAGCGACUGAGCCUAGACGGUGACGGGUAUGGGGAUGGGGACGAGGAGAGGGAAAGGACAUUGAGCGGAGCAGCCGGGAAACCGAAUGGACUGGUCGCAAGAGCGACGCUGGAGGAGACAUUACCGGGGGACAUAGCGGCGCGGGCACGCAAGAACCUCCGGAGAGACGUGGAGAACAAGCUGGCAGAAUCAAGUCGACAGUUUCUGCAGGCGUUCAGCGAGGUAGACAAGCAAUUGGACACCUUGCAGGAACAUCUGGGACUCAUGCGCGUCCGGUGCGACGAGGCGCAGACGCAGCUACACGAGACGAACGAGGCCUGUAAGUCGCUCCUCGAUCGUGCGGGCUCUCUACGAGAAGAGAGGCAAGGCGUGGCAGUCCGCCAGUCUAUCAUCUCGCUUUUCCUCUCCCGCUUCACGCUCUCCCCCGACGAAAAGGCCGCGCUCUCCUCCCGGGACGUGCCCAUCGGUCCGCGCUUCUUCGCCGCGAUGGACAAGGCCGCCGCGGUCCGCGCCGAUUGCCGCGUGCUUAUGACUGGGGACCAGGAGGGCGACGCGCGGGCGGGGCUCGACAUCCUCGCCACGACCGCCGCGCAGCUCGAGACCGCAUACGAGCGGUUGUGCCGGUAUUGCGCGGGCGAAUUCCGCGCGAUGGGCAAGGAUGCGAGCUUGGACGUGCCCCCGGCGCUGCAGGAGGCGGUGAAGCGGUUAAGGGAGAGGCCGGAGGUUUUGCAAGAAUCCCUCACAUACCUCUCUCAAACCCGACAAGCGACGCUACUAUCUUCCUUCAUGGACGCCCUCACCCGCGGGGGCCCCGGAGGCCUGCCUCGUCCGAUCGAGCUGCACGCCCACGACCCCCUGCGGUACGUCGGCGACAUGCUCGCCUGGGUGCACCAAGCGAUCGCGGCCGAGCGCGAGUUUCUCGAGGCACUCUUCGGCGUGCGGGCGACGCAGCGGAUGGUCGGCGCCGUGCGCGAACGCGACGAGGGCUCGGCGGACGAGGCCGCGAUGAGUGCGCUGCUCGAUGGGGCGGUUGCGGGCCUGUGCGGGCCGCUGCGCGCGCGCGUGCGGCAGACGGCGAGCGUGCAGGAGAGCAGCAUCACGGAGUACAAGAUCGCGAACUUGCUCGGGUUCUACCUGCUCACGAUGCAGCGGACGAUCGGGAAGGAGGCGCUGGUGUCGAAGACGCUUGAGGAGCUCACAGACUUGGCUUACUCCGUGUUUUACGGGGCCGUCGAGACUCAAGGCAGGUCGCUGCUGCGCGUUCCUCUAGACCUAGAUGACGCGGGUGUCGCGCCACCACUGGCCAUCAUGGACCACACCCAGGUGCUGAGAGAAAUGAUGGUAGUGUACGAGUCAUCGCUGCUGGGGGACGAGAAGGAGGAAGAGCUCCAGGCCGGGUUCCGGGAUAUAUUGGACAAGAUGGUCGACCCAGCGAUGGAGAUGUGCCUUACUGGGGCCGAGGACAAGAAAAAACAGCGACCAAACUGGGACAAGGCCGUUUUCGUGCUGAACACGCUCGGCUAUCUGCAGAGCGUGCUCGAGCCGUUCGCGUUCACGGUCGAGAAGCGCGGGGUGGUGCAAGGCCUGGUGGACGCGAAGGUGCUGCAACUCAUCGAAGAGCAUUACAGGGACGUUGUCGUGGACGCUGGCCUGGCAGAGGUCGCAGACGCGCUCGAUUCCCGAAAGCCGCAGGAACCUCUGUCCCACAUCGAGGCGGCAGAGCCCGCGGCGCUGCAGGCAGCGUUGCAUCGGUUUUCGGAAUGGCUGUCGGGCGCGGCGGUGGUGCACUCGCCGCGGCUGGCUUCGCUUACAGUGCAGGCGGCGGGGGCGCGGGUGCACCAGGCGGCGCUGGGACGGCUGGCGUCGACGUAUGGACGGAUAUGCGAGGCGGUGCGGGCGGCGGAGAACAAGUACGAGGCGGGGGCGACGCUGCUGGGGAGCGAGCGGCCGUUUGGGCAGGUACGGCUGCUGGGCCAGAUCCUGGGGCUGCAUACGGAGGAGGAGCGGUAG
This is a messenger RNA of Epithele typhae, 2247 nucleotides long. Its product is annotated as oligomeric complex COG6. Gene Ontology annotation, cellular component: COG complex. Lineage: Eukaryota; Fungi; Basidiomycota; Agaricomycetes; Polyporales; Epitheliaceae. The transcript is spliced from 8 exons. Gene Ontology annotation, biological process: intra-Golgi vesicle-mediated transport. The record is from RefSeq and is a predicted model, not a curated record. Bases 1 to 2247 code for a protein of 748 amino acids.